ACUCCUGGUUCCUAAUCUUCCUUGUGAGCCGAGCUCUAGCCUGCAGGAAGGAUGGUGACGUCACUUCCGCAGGGUUAAACCGGGGAAAGUUGUUUCCUGAACAUCUUGCAGUUGUGGACGUGUAUUUUCAUUUUUAAUGAAUUUUCAGCUGAACUCGCAGCAUUAACAGGCGACAGGAUUUUAAAAUGCACGGAGACAGAUAAUAAUGCUGAAACGGACAGGAAGUGUUACAGAGUUUUAGAGCAUGGAGGUGACGAGCAAAGAGGACAGUAAGUCUGUUGCGUUGCCUGAUGAUGAAGUGAAUAUACAGCUCCAGCUGCUCGAGUGUCGAGCACAAUUAGAGCACUGGCAGGGAGUGGCGAAGAUCUGUGAGCUGAGCAAACAGGAGGAGCUACAGGACCUGCAGAGACAGUGUGACCAGGAGAUACAGUCUCUUCAUGAGGCUAUACGAGAAACAGCCUCACAGUAUGAAGCCAGAAUAUCUGCUCUACAAUCAGAGCGCUCCCAGUGGAGGAGAGCAGGGUUCACUCCAGAAAACAGGGACAGUGUAAAGAAAGGAAGGAUAGAGAGCAGCUCUCCACCUAGUGACAGGCUGAAGAACGAGUGUGCUGCAGGAGACGGUGACUCUCAGGAGCUGCUGGCCGAGCCCUCUGAUGCUGAGAGUACAGGGCUCCAUAUGGAGGGUUUCUACACACAGCAGGGUGACUCCUCCUCUCUGUCCUGCUUCUCUUUGGACACCCCAUCUCUGCCCCGGCGCAUGCCCCCUCAGGAUGACACUGCUUCCCUGGUCUCGACAGGAACUCUUGUGCCUGAAGCUAUCUACCUGCCCCCACCAGGACACCAUCUGGUCACACACGCAGACUGGGACGGACUCCAUGCACAAGUGGCAGAACUUCAGGAGGAAUUAACUCACUUGAAGGAGCAGAAGGCAGAACUUGAGAAGGAGCUGGACAUUCAGACAACAGAAACCAAGAAACAGGUGGCAGUACUCCAGUCCCAGGCGCAGACUUCUGAGACUCUCCUCCAAGAGCUGCAGAAAUCUUUCAGCCAAUCACAGAGCACUGUACAGAGCAGACUGAAAGAGCUGUCUCUGUCUCAGAGGAGAGUAUGUAGUGAGCUGUCCAGGUUGAAAGGGGGAGAGAUGGAAGAAAGCACAGCUGGAGAUGAACACUCGGAGCUAUUUACUCUACAGGGAGCACACACAGAAGAGAGGCUACGUAUUGAAAUUGUGAACUUGAGGGAGCAGCUGGAGAUGCGAACAGAAGAGAGUGAGGUCCUGGAGGUCCAGCUCUCCAGCCUUAAAACAGAGACCGACCGCAUUCAGAGCGAUAAAGAAAAGUUGGACGGUGAGCUACAGGAAUGUCGCACUGAGCUACAAGGCCUCCGGGUGGCCCUAUCACACCUCCAGAGGGACAUCAAGACCCAAAGCCAUGACAAGACAGUGCUGCAUGAUCAGUAUUUAGAGCUGCGCAGUCAGGUGAUCAGUCUGCGCAGUCAGUUGGAUACCAGCCAGGCUGUGCAGAGAGACUUUGUGCAGCUUUCACAGUCACUACAGGUGAAGAUGGAGCAGAUUCGUCAGGCAGAAUCUUUGGAUCAAGUCAGGCGUGUCCUUGGAGAACCACUUGAAGAAGAAAGUGACCAGCUCAGCAGUGCCACAUGAGCCAGUUGGACAUUAUCAAGCUUUCUCUGGACCAAAGUGAAAAUGAUCUCUUUAUGUUAUGUCCACAGAAAUGAACCAGGAUCACGCUCAGACUCCCAAACUACCAAUUAUUAUUAACUGUGGUAAAUUUAGGAAACCAGCUUAUUUUACUGUUUCAGUGGAUGUUGUUUUCUCAUACAGCUAACUAACUGAAACAUUUUACGAUAUACGUCGGUUGAAGUUCAGCGAAUUAGAGCUAACAGAUGAUGAACUUAACAAGUCUGUCACUGUGUCCACUAACCAGAUAUCAACUUGAUUAUAAUAACUGUAGAUUAAAGUAGAGGGUGAGUAUCACUUGGCCAGUAUCCAUAAUGACUCCUGCUAAACCUUUCAUGCACAUACUCUUACAUAUAUUAUAUACAUUUCUUUAUUUUCAUUUCUGUCACCAGCCAAAAUAUCAGAAAAUGACCAGAAAUCUUCCUAAAAAUGGCACACUUUUUCAUACUAUUCGAUGCAAAAAAAGAGCAAUAAUGAAAAUAUGAAGGAAGUUAUUGUUUAACAGUGUGCUGUAGUUGAAACCAUAAAUCUGAUAAAACUUAGUGUUGUACAUUGGAGCAGCAUUAAUGAUGAAGGUUAACAUGGGUAUUUUACUGUAUAAAACUGCCCAAAGUUAGAUGCAAAUGACCUCCUCAGGCAUGUUCUAUUGCAGGGAACAAUAAUAUCUUUAUAUAUGAACUUUCUAGACUGUGACCUGAUAUGAUCUUAUGACUCCAUGUAAAGUAAAUUAACACUAGGCUUAAUCUGGGUCUCGGACCCCAGUUUUAUGAGUGCAUGUACCAUGGUAAUAUUUAUCUUCUUGUCUGCCAUGAUGGGCUUCAUACAUCAUACAACUGUAAAUUAACAUUUGGCUUCACAGUGAGCAUUUUCUGUUUGGUUUUGUGUUCUACUUGGACAUGUUUUAUUAAAAACACCCUUAUGCCCAAAAUAGAA
Molecule: messenger RNA, 2629 nt
Organism: Tachysurus vachellii
Lineage: Eukaryota; Metazoa; Chordata; Actinopteri; Siluriformes; Bagridae
Gene: rabep2
Product: rabaptin, RAB GTPase binding effector protein 2
Exons: 13
Coding region: 245-1660 (471 amino acids)
Biological process (GO): endocytosis
Cellular component (GO): intracellular membrane-bounded organelle
Molecular function (GO): GTPase activator activity; growth factor activity
Source: RefSeq, a predicted model, not a curated record